Messenger RNA from Notolabrus celidotus (New Zealand spotty), 3659 nucleotides. RefSeq names its product RAS guanyl-releasing protein 1-like. The record is from RefSeq and is a predicted model, not a curated record. Bases 241 to 2637 code for a protein of 798 amino acids. Gene Ontology annotation, biological process: positive regulation of GTPase activity; Ras protein signal transduction. Lineage: Eukaryota; Metazoa; Chordata; Actinopteri; Labriformes; Labridae. The transcript is spliced from 17 exons. Gene Ontology annotation, cellular component: plasma membrane. Gene Ontology annotation, molecular function: guanyl-nucleotide exchange factor activity; calcium ion binding.
CCAGCAUUCAAUCAUUCAUACAGGUUAUAGAGCGAAUACUCCUGCGAGACGUCAAAUUUUGACGUAAGAAGCAACCACUGGUGGAGUACAGAACUCCCUGCGCGUGAGUGACAGCCCGGCACCACGGCCGCCCACCCUCAGACAGGCUGUGGUGACUCUUAAUUGUGUAACGUCCAUUGACGAGUCAGCACAAUGCUGCUGGGAACGACGAGGCGCACUUAGUCGAGCAGAUGCAAUGAAAUGCUCCCAUCGAGGAGGACACAGAUGGACAGCCUAGUUCAGCCGCUCGUCGCCCAGUACCUCGCCAUGGGAUGUCAAUCAAAAGAAAAUAACCAAAACGAAAGUAUAACGCUGGAUGAAAAGGGCAAGGACGACGCGAAAGUGACUCCAGGAUGUGGCCCCAAGUCAAGAGUUUCUCCUCCAGGCCGUCCUCACAGGUUCCACAAACCCAGCCCGGCCCAAACAAACCCGGGUAAAUCCAUGAUGUCUCUGGGACAACUUACCAAAGGAGCCAGCUGGGAGGAAAUAAUCCAGACCUGUCUGCAGUCUUUUGACUCAAAUGGUUGUGUGUGUGGGAGCAGCCACCUGUUGAACAUCGUCCUGACCAUGCACCGUCUCCUCGUGUCCUCCAGUGAUCUGCUGGACAAGCUCAUCAAUCUUUUCAAAAUAGCAGUUGACAAUGAGCAGCCAGCAGAAUGCCAGAGGAUAUGCUACCUGAUCAGGCAUUGGAUCCAGGAGUUUUGGAUGAUGUUCCGGUUGCACCACAGCUUGUCGGACAGCCUGGAACAGUUCCGGGAGCUGAUCAGAGAGCAGGGCCAGGAACGUCUUUGCUCUCUCCUAGAGACCAAAUGGAUAAAUGAGCGGGACUGGUCGUGGAAGGCCAGCCAGAAGAUCAAAGCCAACUGCAGCAAAAAGAGGAAGGUCUCUCUUCUUUUUGAUCACCUGGAGCCCUGUGAGCUGGCUGAGCAUCUCACCUUUCUGGAAUUCAAGUCCUUCUGCAGGAUAUCGUUUGUAGACUUUCAGAACUACAUUCACAACUGCUGCAUGAAGGACAUCCCCGCAAUGGAACGUUCCAUCGCCCUCUGUAAUGGUAUUUCCCAAUGGGUUCAGCUGAUGGUGCUGAGCAGGCCGACCGCUCAGCUGAGAGCUGAGGUCUUCACUAAAUUUAUCCACGUGGCUCAGAGUCUACAUAAUAUGCACAAUUACAACACACUAAUGGCGGUGGUAGGAGGGCUUUGUCACAGCUCGAUCUCCAGACUGAAGGACACCACCUCACAUGUAUCCAGUGAGGUCACCAAGGUAUUGAACGAAAUGACAGACCUGCUGUCCUCCUGCAGAAACUAUGACAACUACAGACAAGCUUACAACAAGUGUACAGUUUUUAAAAUCCCUAUUCUUGGUGUCCACCUGAAAGACCUGAUAUCGGUCAAUGAAGCCAUGUCAGACUAUAUAGAGGACAACAAAGUGAAUGUUCAGAAGCUCCAGGCGCUCUACAGCCACAUUAAUGAGCUGAUCCAGCUCCAGCAGAUCCACCCAGGGCUGGACGCAAACAAAGACCUGGUCCAUCUUUUGACGCUGUCCUUGGACCUUUACUACACCGAGGAUGAGAUCUAUGAGCUGUCUUAUGCCAGGGAACCCAAGAACUGUAAAGCACCUCCGGCCACCCCCUCUAGACCUCCAGUGGUUGUGGACUGGGCAUCAGGAGUGGCUCCUAAACCCGACCCCCGAACCAUCAGCAAACAUGUGCAGAGAAUGGUCGAUUCUGUGUUCAAGAACUACGAUCACGACCAGAACGGCUUCAUUUCUCAGGAGGAAUUUGAGAAAAUUGCUGCUAGCUUUCCUUUUUCCUUCUGUGUCAUGGACAAAGAAAAAGAGGGCCUCAUCAGCAGAGAGGAGAUCACAGCCUAUUUCAUGAGGGCCAGUGUCAUCUGCUCCAAACUGGGUCUUGGUUUUGUCCACAACUUCCAGGAGACCACUUACAUGAAACCCACCUUCUGUGACAACUGCUCUGGAUUUUUGUGGGGUGUCAUCAAGCAAGGCUACAGAUGCAAAGACUGUGGGAUGAACUGCCAUAAGCUGUGCAAGGACCAGGUGGCGUUUGAGUGCAAGAAGAACGCCAAAAUGACCCACCCCAUCGACAGUCCGACGCCGAGCUCAACGCCUGUCACUGCAGGCACCUUAGAUGGCUCGGAGGAUUGUCCUUUUCCUUACCCGUCUGAUGACAGCAAGGACUGUAGCCCAGAAUCCCCCAUCACCUCCCAUUUAAAACCUCUAAGGGUCCAUAGUGGAACCCAGACAGAGGAGCCCCAACUUUCCUCUGCAGCCACCGAGGCUAGCCGCACCCAGCCAUCCCUGCUGAUCCCGGCAGCCCCAACCCUGACCUCAUGUCCCAGCCCAGUGCCCCAGAGAAAACAGCGACACUGUGCUAAGUGGGAAAACAGAGCAUCUGUGGUGCCAAAGGAGCUGGAGGACAGCAAACCCACCUAUGAGUCCCUGGAAGCAGACAACCAAAAGUUCCAGAAAAACAACGAGACACUACGUAGAAAGCUGAAGGAGGCCGAGCGGGAGGUAGAGAUGCUAAAGGCGCUGCUGAAGAGACACGCUCUCCAUCCUGUGGAGGAGGACUCCUCCUCGUAGACACAUCCAUACACUGAAGCCCCUAUGUGUUGACUGCUGCUGCCCCCCUAUGGCAGCAUGUACAUAUCAGGACUGUAUGUUUGACUUAAUGGUCAUGGAAAGUAGGAGAAUCUAAUCAGUAUGCCAAGAACCAGGCAAUUCGGCAUUUCAUGAUUUAUAGUGGGAUACUUAUCUGGGGUUUAAAUGCUAAGGGUACACUGACAAUCACCUCUGUUUCACCAGCGAGACUCAUAUAAUGGGGUUAAGGACAUUAAAAAGAGUAUAUGGGUUUUUCUUUUGAAGCAGCUUCUGUAGAAUACAGAUUAUUCUUAAAGCAGCCACAGUACCUAAAAAUAAUUUAAAGGCUGCCAAAAAAAGAGAAAAUAAUUUCAAUGAGUAUUUGUCACUUAUUUAGUGAACCUUUAAGAGCAGCUGGAUUGAAUUCCUUGUGUCAAAAGUACACAAACAGGAAAAAGACUAAAUGAAGGAGUGCAGUAUUUUUCGAGUAAAGAUAGAGCAGAAUGUGCCUGAUCAAUUAUUGAUCAAUAACGAGACUGAAUAUAUUUAUGUUAAACAUAAAAGACAAUCAGGCUGCAGUUUUCAAGAACAAGGACUUUAUUGUGUGUUGUUAUUGUCCCUUCUAUUCUUAAUGCUAAAUGACAGCAGCGGGGAAGGUUAGAGGUCUCAGCUGUACCUGAUGUAAGAUAUUUCAAGCUCUUCUGUUCAUAUUUAUUGUCUCACACACUACAGAGUUCAAACAGAGAGCAACUCAGAUGAAGAUUUUGUACAGUAAGCUGGUACUUUCAGUGAAUUAUUUAUGCUUGUGUUAGCAUCAUAUUGAUACUCUUUAUUUGAAGACAUGUUGUUAUUGUGCAUUCCAUUGUAGCAAUGUCGUACUGUGAACAGAAGUCUUAACAUGUGUUUGUAACGUGUGCAAUGUAAUGUACAUAUCAAGUAGACUCAGUGCUAUUUUAAUUACGUCAUGGAUCAUCCUCUCUCUCAGUAUUGUUCUGUUAUUGUCAUAAUAAAUGCUGAAAAGUCUA